CUAGGAUAAACAUUUAUGACGUAAUGUGAAAGACUCUGGCCUGGCAUGGAUUCGAAUAUUUAUAGUCCUACCAUUCCUUUCAUUGGACCAUUACCACAUCCUUUACAACCGGGAAAUCUAAUAAGAAUUUCUGGUGUUGUUGGUAAUUCUGCAACAUGUUUCUCUAUUAGUCUGCAAAAUGGUCCAAGUUCCUAUGAACGGAGUGAUAUUUCAUUACAUUUAAGUCCAGUGUUUACGUCGCCUCCAAGAGUUGUUAGAACAUAUUUUGAAAAUCAACAAUGGGGCCCUGAGGAGAGUCAUGGUCCAUAUUUUCCUUUUGCUGUUGGUCAAGAAUUUGAAAUUUUAAUAUUAAUUGAAAGUGAUCAGUUUAAGAUAGCUGUGAAUGGUCAACAUUUUACAGAAUUUCAUUAUAAAUUACCUUUACAAAGUAUAUCUCAUAUAGCUGUAGAUGGUGAUGUAACUAUUAACUCUAUAAAAUUUGAAGGUUUGACCUCAUCACCAAUGGCAGGUUCAGGUGAGGGCAUUUCCAAGCCUUUAGGUUUUUUGAUAGAUCCCAGUAGUCAAGGUGGUCUUACAUCUCCUUCUUCUGGUAAUCGACCUCCGUCACCUUACAAUGCAUCAUCCUUGCCUUAUCCACCAAAUCCAUCCUUUGGACCUUCUCCAACUUCAUAUGCUCCACCAUCUGGUGGUAAUUAUAAUCAAAAUUCCCCAUCAAGUCCUUAUGGUUCACAAGGUUAUAGCCCUUAUGGACCGCCUUCUGGGGGUUAUCCUUAUGGCCCACCACCUUCUGGAAGCAAUCCAUAUGGUCCUCCUCCAACUGGUCCCAAUCCAUAUGGCCCUCCUGGUGGUCAUCAGUAUCCAGGUCCACAAGGAUAUCCUGGGCAGUCAGGAUCUUAUCCAUCUCAAGGUUAUCCUUCAUCAAACCCUUAUCCAACACAACCAGGGCCAUAUCCAGGAACUUCAGUUGUGUAUCCAGGCCAAGAAGAAAAGAAAAGUGACUCAGGUUUAAAUUUAAGUAAUUUGGCAACUGCUGGUGCUGCAGCUUUAGCAGGUGUUGCUGGAUCCACAAUUCUAGGAGGCAAACACAAGAAAAAGAAGAAACAUGGCUAUGAGAUUCCAGGCAUGGGUCAUGGUCUGGGACCUGCUGCAUUAAUGGGUGGUGUAUCUUCAUUGAUGGGUGGCAACAAACAUGGUCAUGGGCAUAAAGGAAGUGGCAUGGCUGCUCCCUUGGCUGGUGGAGCAGCUGCAUUGGCUGGAGCUUACAUGCUAAGUAAAAGUCCAGUAGGUAAAUUGAUGAAACCUAAGAAAAUGAAGAAGCUUUACAAGCACAAAGGAUGGGGCAGCAGUAGCAGCAGCAGCAGUAGUAGUUCUGACUAAAGCAUUAUUUCAAAUUAUGAGAUUUAUUUGCUUUAUGAUGUUUGAUUUCCUUAAUGUUGCUCCUAGCAUGAUAUCAAAGUGCUACUUAAAAUAGUGACUUUACAAUAAUAUUUAUUUAAGUGAUAUUAAAUACUGGAGCAUUUUUCAAACUGACUUUUCAACUGAUGCUUUUAAAACUGACUGGAAUUGAUUAUAUCUUUUUAGAAAGAUAUAUAACUGAAAAAAAAUAACAUAAAUAUGUGUGUUCAACGACAGAGCUUAUACAGUUAAAGAAUUUUUUUACUAAUUAUUUGAUUGUAAUAUGUCAAUUAUUAGUCGAGUGUUGAGUCUUCACAGAAUAUUUUAUUUUAGUUAUGAAAAUAUUUAGAUAAAACAUAGGUAUGAAGAGCAAAAUUUUUAUUGUAUGUUUUGUUUUAUAUCUAUUAUCUGGUUUGUUGAUUUUUUUUAAAGAGUGAUUUACUAAUGCAUGUUAAUUUUUUCUGUAUGUCUUGAUUCACUUUCCAAAAAUUGAGGAAUGUAGUUUUCUGAGAAUGUUUUGAAUGAUUAUUUUCAGACCUUUUCGAAUUUUUCAUAAUAUUAUUAGUAAAAUAUUACUAGAAAACUAUUUUUUUUUGUAACUUUAGUAGUAACCCUAAGUAGAGCUUUAAAUAGGGCAUUUAAAUUUGGAAAAAUUAGGAUCUAGUGAACAUGUUAUAGAACAGGAGAAGCCCAAGAUAAAAUUUAGUGUAUUUUUAUCUCUAAAACAAUUUCCUUAAUAAAGGUAAUAAUUAAAUGCUAUAUUAUUCAUAGUUUUUGAAAAUAUAUAAAUUAUAAUGUUUAUAAUCUAUCCGUCUCAGUAGAGUUUUGGGUAUUUAUAACUGUUGUGGAUCUAAGUUAUUUCAUUAUCAGGAGUUUUAGCUAUUUAUGAAUAGCAAACUUAGAUGUGGAGGAAAAGUUCCAUUAUAUAUAUAUUUUUUUACUUUCAUUUUAUAUACUUUAAUGCAUGCUAAAUUAAAAAAAAAUCCAUUUAGAUAGAAAGAGCUAAAUUCAAAGAAUGAGUCGAAAUUUAAACUUGUUAAAUACACUAGAAAUAAUAUUAAUUAGCAAGUAAUGAAUGAAGUGGUUUUGAAAAGGUAGUUAAUUAGUUGAUGAAAAUCUGAUAACAGUUGGAAUGAAGGGAAUGAAGAAAGAGAGAAAAAAAAUUUAUGAAUCUUGGGGGAAAAAUACUGAAUAUGUUGAUAUUUCAAAAUUGCCUUUUCAAAACCAUAUUCAUUGAUCUUAACUUUCUUUCUGCCUUAACAAAAUAAGCAAAAAUCUGUCAAUUUAGGAUUGCAUUAUCAGCUCAAAACUCAACUAAUAAUGUUACCAAAAUAAAAGGUAACUUUUUCUUGUGCUCAUAAGUUAUGAUAAUAAUUUCAGUAAUAUAUAUAUAAAAGACACACACACACACAUUCACAUACACUCUAGAAGAUGUGCUUGUCUAGGUACACUGUUAUCUUUUUAAAAAUAUCUUAUAUUUCACUGUAUUUCUCGUAUCUUUAGUAAUGAAAGUUACAGUAAAAGUAUCAUGGACAUAUAUAGAAUGUUUAAGAAGUUAAAAAAAAAAAAAUACUUGCAGUACAUUUUAUAUAUAAAUUAUAACAUUUGAAGUUUUGUUUCCUUGUAAUGGGAUUGUUUGUAUCCGUAAUGUUCACAAACAGUGGCAUCAAAGCUAUUCACUAAAAUUAGAUUGAAGCAAAUAGUGAAUCACUAACAGAAAAAAAAAAAAAAAAUAUAAUGCUGGAUAUAAAAUUAAAAUAAAAAUACUGAAAGGAAAUAAUAGGAAGAACAAUUAGUGCUGUGAAGGGAAAAUAUAUUAAAUCAGCAUAUAUAAACUGCAAACCUUAGCUUAUUUAUUUAUGUGCUAUUUAUUUCAGUUUAGGUUUAUUUGCACACUGAGAAAUCAGUCAAUUUAAACAUUAAAAAAAAAAAAAGCCUGUCCCCAAAGACAUCAAAACAAAAGUUGGAAUUUAGCAUUUAAUAAUGAUACAGAUCAAAAGUAUGGGGAUAUUUUUAAAUUCCAUCUAACAGUGUAAUUAAUUCCACUUGGUAGUGACAGUUGUAUAUAUAUAUAUAUAUAUAUAUAUAUAUAU
Argiope bruennichi is the source of this 3488-nucleotide messenger RNA. Its product is annotated as collagen alpha-1(III) chain-like. Gene Ontology annotation, molecular function: carbohydrate binding; galactoside binding. The record is from RefSeq and is a predicted model, not a curated record. The transcript has 9 exons. Lineage: Eukaryota; Metazoa; Arthropoda; Arachnida; Araneae; Araneidae. The coding region runs from base 46 to 1377 and encodes 443 amino acids.